AUGAGGCGACUAGCCGCCGCAACUGCACCACCACCGACUGCCGCCGUGAAGCUCCACCUUUGGAAGUCGCCAAUUCCUUACCUCUUCGGCGGCCUUUCUCUCGCCCUGCUUCUCAUCGCCGCAGCUCUCAUCAUCCUCGCAUGCUCCUUUCGAAAACGAUUUACCGGCGGCGAGAAGGACCCACAAGCCGCCGCGUCUGCCGCCGUGGAUCUUGUAAUGGAGCCGAAGGUUUUGGUCAUCAUGGCCGGGGACAACAUGCCUACGUUCUUGGCUUUGCCUGCAACCGCCGCUGCCGCCCUACCUCCUUGCAGGUGCUCGGCAAAUCAACAAGAUGGCAAUCAAAAUCACUCCCCUUGA
Benincasa hispida (wax gourd) is the source of this 357-nucleotide messenger RNA. RefSeq names its product protein GLUTAMINE DUMPER 2-like. NCBI's taxonomy places the organism in Eukaryota, Viridiplantae, Streptophyta, Magnoliopsida, Cucurbitales, Cucurbitaceae. Gene Ontology annotation, biological process: regulation of amino acid export. The record is from RefSeq and is a predicted model, not a curated record.